AAGCGGCACUCACAAGUCAUUCCGCUGUUUGAGUUCCACUGUAUCUCCAGCUCCCAGUCUUUCUCCAUAUACGGCACUUAUCUUAAUUCCUAUUUGUUUCCUGGAAAACGAGGAAACAAAAAUCAGAAUUUUCUCUUGAUAUGAAUUUUCAUCUCCGUAUAGAAGCUGAAAGAGUGUUAUAUUGCCUUCAAGUAGGACAUCGGAUUCAAAGUUGAAAGGAGGAGGAGCAAGCCCAGGAUACUACUCUGAGGUUCACAAGAAAAGCAAAAGGCAGAAAAUAUAAUGGGAAACACAACGCAAAAAUCCCAGGAAACAGAAGUAGAAGAACCAGGACAGAUACAACAAGAAGAAGAUUCAAACUUUACAUGUGAAAUUUGCAUCGAACCUAUGUUAGCAAUCAGGAAAUUCAAGAAUGGUAGCCUGUGUAAACAUCCUUUCUGUUUGGACUGCGUAGCCAAAUAUAUUGAAGUAAAAGUCGAAGAAACCACUGGCUACAUUGAAUGCCCUGGACUGAACUGCAAACAAUUAUUAGACCCUCUCUCAUGCAAUUGCAUCAUCUCAAAACCAAUAUUUGAGAAAUGGUGUGAUCAUCUAUGUGAUUCUACUGUUUUAGGGUCUGAAAGCUGCUAUUGCCCAUACCAAGAUUGCUCAGUCUUGGUUUUGAAUGAGUGUAGGGAUAAGCUAAAGAAAAUAAAAUGUCCUAACUGCAAGAAAAGCUUCUGUUUCCUAUGCAAGAUUCCAUGGCAUGCAGGAUACCAGUGCAAUGAGAGCAGACAUCUAAGAGAUAGGAAUGACAUUCUGGUUGGUGAACUGAUUGAAGAGAAAAAGUGGACUAGAUGUUAUAAUUGCGGUCACUCCGUUGAGCGAGUUAGUGGUUGCAGAGAUAUAAAAUGCAAAUGCGGGGUUAGGUUUUGCCAUCAAUGUGGAGGACCAUUCCAUUUCGGCCCUUGUAGGCACAAGCGCUUUGGAACUAUUCUUUGUAAUCUGUUCAUUUUUGUGGUGUUAUCAGCUUUAUGCUACAUCUUAUAUUUUGAAAUACAUUCGCGCCCCAGAAGGUAGACUCAGUUGCACAGGGCAUGUAUCCUGGCACGUUGAAAUGCCACAAGAAAAAAACAGAUAAAAAAGAAGGGGUUGUAAAUGAUGUUAUUCUCGUACAUUAAAGUAAUAAACUGGUUUGUUCAAUGGUUGGGUUGCCUAACAUGGGUUAGUUUUGUGCCGUCCUUGAACGUCUUUUUCCUUAACUAGAAGAAGAACAAAAACGAAAUUCCAGAUAGCUUCUUCACUUUCAGAAAGAAAAUUCAUAGUCUUGGUAUUUUAUUUUCUUGCAUUUGUGCUCAGAUGCUGGGAAAUUGAUUGAAAGUGAAACAUUUCGAUAUUGUAUGAUUCUAAUCUAUAAAGAAACAAAAUUGGU
This is a messenger RNA of Populus euphratica (Euphrates poplar), 1411 nucleotides long. Its product is annotated as probable E3 ubiquitin-protein ligase RNF217. Gene Ontology annotation, molecular function: ubiquitin-protein transferase activity; zinc ion binding. Bases 283 to 1059 code for a protein of 258 amino acids. Gene Ontology annotation, biological process: protein ubiquitination. The record is from RefSeq and is a predicted model, not a curated record. NCBI's taxonomy places the organism in Eukaryota, Viridiplantae, Streptophyta, Magnoliopsida, Malpighiales, Salicaceae. The transcript is spliced from 4 exons.